GUGCCUGCGGCCACAAGGGCUCGUCCCGGGCACCUUCCGAGCCGCACCCGGAUCCUCGGAACCCACGGCCCGGCCCAGCUCCUGGAAGCAAAACUGCUGUGCAUGUGAAAGAGCCCAGGAGGUCUGAGCCUGGACCCUGCCUAGCACCCUGCUUUUGCUUGCUGCCCUUUCCAUUGGGCCUCAUCCUUCCCAUCUGACCUCUUGGCCAGCCUCCUGCCCCAGGAGUGAGUGGAAAGACAGCUCCCCCUCCCCUGCUUGGCUUGAAGAGGACCAAGACCUGGCCCAAGCAGGGACCCUGAGGGAAUGGCCCCUGGACCCCAGAGACCCCCCUGGCAGGAAUCACUGACGUACAAGGAUGUGGCUGUAGUCUUCACCCAGGAGGAGUGGUGCCUCUUGGACCAUUCUCAGAGAAAGCUGUACAAGGAGGUGAUGCUGGAAAACUCCCAGAACCUGCUUUCCGUGGGAAUUCCACUUCUCACAAAAGAUUUGAUCUCCUACGUUGAGGAAAGGCUAGCAUCGUGGAUCUUUAAUCCAAAAGAUUCAAGGAACUACUGUCCAGAUGCUCACAUGGCCCUCACCACACCAAAAUGUGAAUACAAUGCACAUGCUGAUGGACUGGCAAAGACUUCUACUCAACAUAUUGUCCCUGCCCUGACACCAGCUAAUGAUCCAGUACUAACAAAACAGGUCCAUCAAACGGCCAGCUAUUUAUGGGUCCAGGCCACACACCAGUGUGCACAAGAUCAAGGGACCCCCAGCCCCUCACCCUGCCCCCUCCGAAAACAGAAGAAAAGGAGAAAGCCUUGGGUGCCCUUUACAACAGCACAACGACUGGCCUUAGAAGUGAAAUUCCAGCAGAAACAGUACCUGCCCAUGACCGAGCGAGCAGAGUUCUCCAGCUCUCUGAGCCUCACUGAGACACAGGUCAAGAAUUGGUUUCAGAAUCGAAGGGCAAAAACCAAGCUAUUGCAGGGAGUCAAGUUAGAAAACAUGAAGCAAACAGACAAGCCUCUUUUGGUUUCUCUUGCCCUGCCCUUCCCAUCGGGGGCCCACCUGCAGGGUUCACUUGCUCUGUGUGGGCCCUCAAGCGCCUUUCCUCAGGGCACCCUGCAGCCAGUGCCAGGGCUUUUAACAACCCCAGUCACUUAUGCCCCUGUCCUAGGGAGCACUAGUCUUCUUAUAUAACCUGAAAACCUCAGCAAGCCCGGAAUCCUUAAGACAAGCCCUAGGCCUAAACCUGAGAUUUGGAUGCCUGGGAAGGGGCUAGAGAUGUGUGUCAAGCAGUAUAUCUUGAUCUGUGACUAAGAGAAAUAACCCUAUAACAGGUAAAAGUUCUGUGUAUGACUUAUUUGAGAUUGAAACCAUGACUGGUAUCAGUCUGCUGAAUAAAGUCCUAUCUGGGUAUGGUGUGGACAUCUCUCUAGAUAUUGG
This is a messenger RNA of Trichosurus vulpecula (common brushtail), 1431 nucleotides long. Its product is annotated as homeobox protein MSX-2-like. Gene Ontology annotation, molecular function: DNA-binding transcription factor activity, RNA polymerase II-specific; RNA polymerase II transcription regulatory region sequence-specific DNA binding. Gene Ontology annotation, cellular component: nucleus. NCBI's taxonomy places the organism in Eukaryota, Metazoa, Chordata, Mammalia, Diprotodontia, Phalangeridae. The record is from RefSeq and is a predicted model, not a curated record. The transcript has 7 exons. The coding region runs from base 304 to 1185 and encodes 293 amino acids. Gene Ontology annotation, biological process: regulation of transcription by RNA polymerase II; embryonic morphogenesis.